AUCAUGUUUCUCUUAUCUAUCGCUUCUCAAACCUUGGCUAUGCAUGUGGCCUUGAGUUCAGAGACCGAUAAGAUGGCUUUGCUUGCUUUGAAGGACAAGCUUAUCAAUGGCGAUCCUCAUGCUCUGCCAUCAUGGAAUCAAUCUCUUCAUUUCUGUAAAUGGCAGGGCGUUACAUGCAGUCGCCGCCGAAUGAGAGUCUCAGCCGUGCAACUUCCAAAUCAAUACUGGGGUGGUACUCUUGCACCAUCCUUGGGAAAUCUAACGUUCCUAAGGGUGAUCAAUCUUACUAACACCCACUUGCAUGGUGACAUUCCAAGAGAACUUGGUCAUUUGAAGAGGCUGCAAAUUCUUGACUUGAGCAACAAUAAUCUUCAAGGUCAAAUUCCAAGGGAGAUGAUAAAUUGUUCAAGUCUUGAGGUAAUUGUUAUGUGGCAAAAUAAUCUAACCGGCAAAAUUCCUUCCUGGUUUGGUUCUAUGAAGCAACUUAUUCUACUGGGGCUUGGAACCAACAAUUUUGUUGGUAGUAUCCCGCCGUCUUUGGGAAAUCUUUCAUCGCUUCAGAAGCUGUCAUUUACAUACAAUCAUUUGGAAGGAAGCAUAACUCCAGCUUUGGGUAGGUUGUUGAAUUUGAACCAUUUGGCUUUGGGUGCAAAUAAUUUUUCUGGCCAAGUCCCUCCGUCACUUUACAACCUUUCAAAUAUUGAAGUUCUUGAAUUUGCGGAAAACCAGUUAGUAGGUACUCUUCUCUCAAAUAUAUCUAUGGCUUUUCCCAAUAUUGAGAGUUUUCUAUGUGGAGGAAACCGAUUCACUGGUACUUUCCCAUCUUCAAUAUCCAAUCUUUCCGAAUUGCAAGUGUUUGAUAUUCAAGAAAAUGAUUUUCAUGGAUCAAUUUCUCCUACUUUGGGAAGUUUACACAAACUCCGGUCAUUCAAUGUUGGUACUAAUAGAUUCGGGAGUGGAAGAGCUCACGAUUUAGAUUUCCUUUCCUCGUUAGAGAAUUGUACUCAAUUGCAAAAACUAGGCAUUGAUGAUAAUUAUUUAGGCGGUGUAUUGACCGAUCGCAUAGGCAACUUAUCAAGCAAUCUCAUUGUACUUGCUAUGGGGGCCAAUCAAAUAUCUGGAAGGAUACCUGAAGGAAUUGGAAAACUAAUCAACGUAGCAGCACUUGGUAUUGAGAGAAAUUCCCUUGAGGGAACAAUUCCAAAUUCAAUUGGGAAGCUAAAGAAUCUGGUAAUGUUGGCUUUGGAAGAAAAUAAGUUGUUUGGCAACAUUCCUCUUGUCAUUGGUAACCUUACUAUGUUGUCUGAUGUUCAUCUCGACUCAAAUAAAUUUGAAGGAUUCAUUCCUUUUACACUUGGAAACUGCACCAAGAUGGAGAGAUUUUAUGCUCAAGAAAACAACUUAAGUGGCAAUAUACCCAAUCAAACAUUUGGCUACCAACAAGGUUUAAUAGAGCUGUCCCUAUACUCCAACUCCUUUACUGGCCCCGUUCCUUCUGAUCUUGGCAACUUGAACCAUCUUUCCAUCUUGCACUUACAAGAUAACAAGUUGAUUGGUGAGAUUCCCAUGGGACUUAGUGCUUGCUCUGCUUUAACAGAGCUUGUACUAGGAAGCAACUCAUUCCGUGGAAGUAUACCUUCAUUCUUGGGAUCUCUACUAUCCCUUGAAAUUUUGGACCUUUCUAAUAACAACUUCUCAAGCACAAUCCCGCAUCAACUUGUGAAUCUCACCUUGCUGAAGACUUUGAACUUCUCUUUCAACCAUCUCUAUGGUGAAGUCCCGGUAGGAGGAGUAUUUAAUAAUGUCACAGCAGUAUCACUCGUUGGAAACAAAGAGCUUUGCGGCGGGAUACCUCAAUUGAAUCUUCCUGCAUGCCCUAUUUUGCCCUUACAGAAGAAACACAAGAGAUCACUUAAAAAGAGAGUCAUUCUCAUCGUUGCAUUUGGAGGAAUUCUAAUCUCUUGUGUAGCUUUUAUUAGUAUAUAUCUUCUCAAGAACAAGGCAAAAAAGUUACCCACUACUUCUCUGGCUUUGCAAUAUGGUUAUGUGAAGGUUUCCUAUGGAGAGUUACAUCAAGCAACUAAUGGAUUUUCUUCAUCCAAUUUAGUUGGGGCAGGAAGAUUUGGGACUGUGUAUAGAGGAAUCCUCGUCCAUUUUGAGAGACCUGUUGCUGUAAAAGUGUUGAAGCUCCAUACACGCGGGGCAUCGAAGAGUUUCAUGGCCGAAUGCAAAGCUCUAGGAAAAAUCAAGCACAGAAACCUUGUCAACAUAUUGACUUCUUGUUCAAGUGUUGAUUACAAAGGGGAUGAUUUCAAGGCCAUAGUGUUUGAGUUCAUGCCUAAUGGGAGUUUAGAAACCUUGUUGCACAACACCAUUGAUGAUAGCGAGUCCACAAAUCAGAGUCUCAACCUGAUGCAAAGAGUAAAUGUUGCUCUUGAUGUAGCUUUUGCAUUGGAUUAUCUUCACAAUGAUUUAGAAGAAGCUGUAGUUCAUUGUGAUAUUAAGCCAAGCAAUGUUUUACUUGAUGAUGAAGUUGUUGCUCACUUGGGAGACUUUGGAUUAGCUAGGCUCGUUCAUGGUGCCGCAAGCUGUUCUAGCAGUGGUCAAGUUAGCUCUUCUGCAAUUAAGGGAACCAUUGGAUAUAUUCCCCCAGAAUAUGGAGCAAGUGGCUUAGUGUCACCAGAAGGAGACAUGUAUGGCUAUGGAAUUCUUCUUUUAGAGAUGAUCACUGGAAAGAAGCCAACUGAUAGCAUGUUUGGUGAAGAUCUAAGCCUACACAAGUUCUGUAACAUGGCAACUCUAGAUGGAAUCACUGAGAUUGUUGAUUCACGACUGCUCAUUCCAAUUGAUCAUCAAGAAAGAAGAAGGGUCACACAACAGCAAAAUAUGGAAGACACCAUUCGAGAAUGUCUUGUGUCGUUUGCUAGGAUUGGAGUUGCAUGCUCCCAAGAGUUUCCUAAUCAGCGAAUGAGUAUAAAAGAUGUCAUAACUGAGAUGCAUGCAAUUAAGCAAAAGCUAUCCUGCUAA
Molecule: messenger RNA, 3027 nt
Organism: Arachis duranensis
Lineage: Eukaryota; Viridiplantae; Streptophyta; Magnoliopsida; Fabales; Fabaceae
Product: probable LRR receptor-like serine/threonine-protein kinase At3g47570
Exons: 2
Coding region: 4-3027 (1007 amino acids)
Biological process (GO): protein phosphorylation
Molecular function (GO): ATP binding; protein kinase activity; protein binding
Source: RefSeq, a predicted model, not a curated record